This is a messenger RNA of Telopea speciosissima, 1012 nucleotides long. Its product is annotated as serine/arginine-rich splicing factor RSZ22. Gene Ontology annotation, cellular component: nuclear speck. Lineage: Eukaryota; Viridiplantae; Streptophyta; Magnoliopsida; Proteales; Proteaceae. Bases 98 to 643 code for a protein of 181 amino acids. Gene Ontology annotation, molecular function: zinc ion binding; RNA binding. Gene Ontology annotation, biological process: mRNA splicing, via spliceosome. The transcript has 6 exons. The record is from RefSeq and is a predicted model, not a curated record.
AACACAUCCUCUGCUAACAAAAGCUUUCACCUUUGGUUCUUCCUCUGGAAGAGAGGGCUUCGUUUUAGGGUUAUCAGAUCAGGUGCCUUCUUUAACAAUGUCUCGUGUGUAUGUUGGAAAUUUGGAUCCACGAGUGACGGAGCGAGAACUUGAAGAUGAAUUUCGUGUCUAUGGAGUUAUCAGGAGUAUAUGGGUCGCAAGAAAGCCACCAGGUUAUGCUUUUGUUGAUUUUGAUGACCGUAGGGAUGCUCAAGAUGCAAUUCGUGAGCUGGACGGUAAGAAUGGAUGGAGAGUUGAGCUGUCUCACAAUGCCAGGGGUUAUGGUGGUGGUGGCAGGGGUGGUAGCCGUGGUCGUUCAGGAGGUUCUGACUUGAAGUGCUAUGAGUGUGGUGAGCCAGGUCAUUUUGCUCGAGAAUGCCGCUUGCGUGUUGGCUCUGGAAGGCGUCGUAGCCGCAGCCCUAGAUACCGCAGCAGUCCAAGCUAUGGUCGCAGGAGUUACAGUCCUCGUGGUCGUUCCCCAAGACGUCGUAGUCCAUCACCUUAUCGUGGACGUUCAAGCAGGUCACCAGCUUUCCGUGGCAGGGAGGAUUCACCGUACACAAAUGGUCAUGCUGUUAGAGGUCGACACCGAAGCAGGAGCUGAGUAUUGGGAGUGUUCAACUCUUUGGUGUCAAGAGCAAAAACAUAGAUUAUUAGUGAGCUAUAAUGAUUCCUGGACAUCAUUACUGUUGGGCGACGCCCUCGGUUCAACUUCUCAGAUUUGGUUAAGUUUCUUGCUAACUUAGUAUUGCUCUUGUUAUUUACUUCUCUUUUAUCAAUCAUUGCACUUAGCUAUAGUUAUAUAUAUAUAUAUAUGGAAAAGGGUUUAGAGGAGAGUUGUAAUAAGGUGAAAACAAAGAAUGUGACUGAGUUAUAUACCUUCUUUUUUGUGUGUCGAGGAUGCGUGGUCCCCGCUUGUAAGACUUGGUAGAGAAUCCAUGCUGCUUCGUCAUACAAUGGUUUUCUGCUUCUA